AUGAGGCUCGAUCCGAGCAUAAGAAAAUUUGACACCCUCUACGAGUUUCACCAGGAACGCAGACACACAAAAGAGGACUACAUCACCCUUAGGCAAGAGGUUGUGAACAUACCGUAUCAAGGACACCUCAAAAAGCUGCUGAGUGACAAGGGGAGAAAUAACUUUGCGAGAGGUCGCGAACGUCAAGGCCCACCGAAGCCACCGUCACUGGCUCACACCAUCAUUAUGAUCAUUGGAGACAAUGAUGAUACCUCCAUCAACGACGUUAAAUUCACUGCUAGUCACAAGCUCAAAAGAUCUAUCACGCAUGAACGGUUUGACCGAUUCGAAAAAAGUAUCAUCUUCGAUGAGUUAGAUGCCGACGGUUUGACUUUCCAUUACAAUUAUGCUCUUAUCUUUACUUUACGAACUUUAGAUACUGAUGUCAAACAUAUCAUGGUAGAUGAUGGAAGUGGAGCGUGCAUUAUCCAUCCCCGAGUUCUCACCCAGAUGAGACUCAAAGACAAGGUAGUGCCAUGCCGCAUCACACAAACGGGUUUUAAUAAUGCAGUUGAAUGGACUUCGGGUGAAAUUACACUCCCUAUCUUGGCAGGUGGCAUAACUCUAGAUACAACGUUCCACAUUAUGGACUAG
This is a messenger RNA of Nicotiana tabacum (common tobacco), 633 nucleotides long. The record is from RefSeq and is a predicted model, not a curated record. NCBI's taxonomy places the organism in Eukaryota, Viridiplantae, Streptophyta, Magnoliopsida, Solanales, Solanaceae.